UAUCGUUAACACAUAGACAAAUUUAUGUCAUUUAACACAGUGGCCCCCUUUCCGGCCCACCCCGUGGCGGCGCCCCUGGAUCUCGCGCGCAGACGGGCGGAAGGAGGAUAAACCCAGGUUCGGAUCCGCGGUCGGUGUCAGUCCGUGGGGACAGAGAGGAGGGGCGGAGCGCGAGCCCAGGAGCUCUGCGUCGACACCGGGAGUUCACACACGAAGGUUUGCUGGGGUUGUGAAGUUUUCACGCGACAAGCAACAACCCACGCGCGCGGUGAUUUUCCUCCCGACCCGAUGAGAAGCCCGGCGCGCGCUCUCGGCCAGGCACGGAGGACACUGACCAACCCGCGCAGGUGUCAUUAGCUGGUUCUAAGGAUGUUUUUGUUAUAUCACCACGUGUGGAGGUAGUCCUACAUCAUCUGUGUAUUAUUCCUCCGAACCUGGGAGUGGCGAUGGUCCACUGGACCACAGUGUGGGGGACAUGCAUCCGGCUUCAGACUCUGCUGGCCUUCGCCUUGGCCAUCUGUCCCUCACAGACCCCCAGCCCUGUCAACUUCUCUGUCGUUUACACCAUGCCCUUCUUUCAGGCACAGGGACCCAUUCAGAACAUCGUGAACAACUCAAUUUACCAGGAAGUCUACGUGGCCUCACAGAAUGUCAUUGAAGCUGUCAACAGGAGUCUGGAAAAGGCCUGGGAGCUCCGCACUGGGCCGGUUGGAAGCCCAGAGUGUCGCAUAUGCAACUUAUGCGAUAUCGAUAAGGAUUACAACUUUCUGGAGGACACGGACAAUCAAGUGUUGGUGCUGGACACUCCUUUUAUGUAUUUAUAUUCCUGUGGAAGCUCUCAGUAUGGUGUUUGCUAUUUUCACGUGCUGAACUCAAACGGAGAACUACCUUCUCGCUCUAAGUGUUUGUUUAGGAAGAGUGCAAACUCUGCUGCUUAUUGUCCAGACUGUGUGGCGAGCCCUCUGGGUACCAAAAUGUCUAUGGUGGAGGAGGGUCAGGCAGUCUACUUUUUUGUUGCUGCCUCCAUCAAUGAUAGCGUUACCCAACGUUAUGGAAGGAAGUCGAUAUCAGUCCGCAGACCACUGGCCACAGAGGAUGGUUUCUAUAGUGAUGUGCGAGGCCUUACUGUCCUGCCCACCCUCCGGAGGACUUACCACAUUGACUAUGUCUAUAGCUUCUUCACGCAGGAGUUUGUCUACUUCCUCUCAGUCCAAAGAGAGAGCCCAGAUCAGGAGUCAUCUCCAUUUCAGACUCGUCUGGGACGUCUGCCAAGGAGCGAGUGGGAGGUGAAGAGGUAUCGCGAACUGAUCCUGGAGUGUCGCUUUGAGCCUAAGCGCAGGAGGAGGAACGUUCGCGAGCCCUACAAGGAUGUUGUGUACAACGUGGUCCAGGCGGCCUACUUCGGCAAGGCUGGCAGGGAGCUGGCAGAGGAACUGGGGGCGGAGGAGGAGGACGACAUCCUCUAUGGGGUGUUUGCUGUGACUGAUGACAAUGGAGUCACGGAAAAUGACUCGGCUCUGUGCGCCUUUCCUAUGGACAGUGUGAACAAGGCGAUCGUUGACGGCGUUGAUGAUUGCUGUCAGUCUGGACCAGAACAACUCUCCAGAGGCCUUUGCCACUUCCAGCCAUGUGAAAGCUGUCCACACGAGAGUAUGGAGAACAACGCCACGUGCAACGACCAUCCCACCAUGGUGUCAAAGCCGUACUACAGAGUGGACCUCUUCAACAGGAAGAUGACCAACGUCCUGCUCACCUCUCUCCUGGUGACGACCAUAGAGAACAAAACCGUCGCUCACAUUGGCACCUCAACUGGACGUCUGCUUCAGCUUGUGUUGACAAGAUCCAGCCCGGACAUCUUUGCCAACUACUCCUUGGUCGAGAAUCAGAGGGUCUCUUCUAUUGCUGCUGUUUACUCCUCGGAGUAUCUGCUAUUUGUAGUUGGAGACAAGAUGAUCCAGGUGCCCCAGAGGGGGCCCGGCUGCCAGCACUUCAUGACCUGCGUCACGUGCCUGACGGCCCCGAAGUUCAUGGGCUGCGGCUGGUGCUCUGGCGUGUGUUCGUGGAAGAGUGAGUGCCACAGCCGCUGGAGGAACGAAUCCUGUCCGCCCGGGAUCAGCGGGUUUUUUCCAAGGACCGCUCCCCCUGAUGGACAAACAGAGCUGACGGUGUGCGGAUGGGAGUUUCAGUCGCCGCUUCGACCUGCUAUCACCUCCAAGACCCACCAGGUCCGACUGGGACAGACCGCCUGCACUGUGAUUCCUCUCAAAAGCAACAGCACGCAUUUAGUAUGUAAGAUUCGCUCUGGGACCUCUGAGCUGUUCAAGCCGGUCAACAUCACAGUGGACGUGCAUGAGGGCAGGGUGGAGGGCCGCUACUCUAUUGAUGGCAGGGCCGAAGUACCAGGGUUCACGUUUGUGGUUCCAAACAUCACAGAAAUCCAGCCCAACUACGGACCGCGUGUCGGAGGAACACUCAUCACGAUCACCGGGUUCCACUUAGAUGCUGGAAAAAACAGAAGAGUCACUCUGAAUGAAGUACCCUGCCAUAUGAGAAGGUCCAAAUCAGUAGCCAAUGUUUCGUCCAUCAUCUGCUUGUCCCAGGCCAUCUCGGAGGUGAGGGAUGUCCCGCUGAGCGUUUUCAUCGACAAAUCUCCAGUCCACACCACAAAGGUGUUUUACUACAAGGAAACUCCAAAGAUUACGGCUGUGCUGCCCGACUGCAGCUUUCACAGAGGUUCAAAGAUCGUGAUCGAAGGGGAGAACCUCGACUCGGUUUACCGCACCGUAAUCCGCUUUAAGCCCAACGAGAGCCACCUCAGAGCAGUAACAACGGAGUGCACUGGGAAGUCCCUGCCCACUCGGAUGGAGUGCGUCACUCCGGCGUUCCAGAGGGAUGAGAGCGAGGAGGGCCUGCUAUCGUUUGACAUGGACGGCGCCCUGGGCCUUUGGAACAAAGAGUUCUCCUAUCACCCCUACGGAGAACCCAUUCCUUUUGAAACAGAGGGACAUGUGCUCAGUUUGUAUCCUGGGUUUGACGAAGUGUCCCUUCAUCAUAAGAAACUCAACUUGGUGAGCUCCUGCAUGACCAUCGUCAUGACGGUGGCAGAUGUCGACUGCGAUGCCAAAGUCCUGGAUAAUGAGAUAACCUGCAGGAUCCCUAAAAACAUCACCAUUCCCAGCGACGGACUUCCAGUGAAGAUCUCCAUCAACGGCCAAGUUCAUAAUGUUGGCACGGUGGUGAGGGUGAACAAUCACUACAUGGUGGGAGUCGUUCUGGGAAUCCUGGCGGCUCUGGUGGCCGGAGCCGUCCUGGCCUUCGUUGUGAUGAAACAUUUGAGAAAGAAAAAGAAAGCCUCAAUGAUAGAAGCCCGUUUGUCCCACUCUGCUACUCGCACCGUGACCAACACUGUGGAACUGUCUCCCACGGGAGACUACAGGAGAGUCGUUUCCCUGAGCCCCCCCACCCCUCUGAUUGGGCCGGUGGUGUUUCGGGGCCUGGCCUACUCCGCCUGCAACAGAGAUCCGACCCUCACCCCUCUCAUGCAGACGGAGAAGAUCUCCAUCUCCAGCUUCAGACCAGAGCUGCUGGAGGAGGUGAAGGACGUUCUCAUUCCUGCUGAGAUGCUGAUAGUGCAGCACCACCGCAUCAUCGGGAAGGGCCAUUUUGGAACUGUCUAUCAUGGCUACUUAUCAGACUCCAACAACAGAGAAACUCACUGCGCAGUCAAGUCUUUGAAUAGAAUAACGGAUGUGGAAGAGGUGGAGCAGUUUCUGAAAGAGGGCAUCAUAAUGAAGGGUUUCCACCACACCAACGUCCUGUCUCUGCUGGGCAUCUUCCUGCCGCAGGAAGGGCUCCCCCUGGUGGUGCUUCCGUAUAUGAAACAUGGAGACCUGAGGCACUUCAUACGCUGCGAGAAGAGGAACCCGACUGUAAAGGAUCUCAUCGGAUUCGGGCUGCAGGUCGCCAAGGGCAUGGAGUAUUUGGCAACCAAGAAGUUUGUCCACAGAGAUCUCGCUGCGCGCAACUGCAUGUUGGAUGAGUCGUACACGGUGAAGGUGGCGGACUUUGGCAUGGCCAGAGACGUUUUUGAUAAGGAGUACUACAGCGUACAGGACCACAGGAAGGCGAAGCUGCCCGUCAAAUGGAUGGCCAUCGAGAGUUUGCAGACGCAGAAGUUCACCACCAAGUCAGAUGUGUGGUCCUUUGGUGUUCUGAUGUGGGAGAUGCUGACCAGAGGAGCGAGCCCCUACCCAGAGGUGGACCCUUAUGACAUAACGCAUUACUUACUGAAAGGCAGGAGGCUUCCCCAGCCGCAGUACUGCCCCGACCCACUAUAUCGCAUCAUGCUCCAGUGCUGGGAUCCCGAUCCGGAGCGCAGGCCCAGCUUUGCCACUCUGGUUUUGGCCGUCUCCACCAUCCUGUCAAGCCUGGAGGGAGAGCAUUACAUCAGCCUGAACAUCACCUACGUCAACCUGGACCAGCCGCAGCCGUACCCCGCUCUCACAGACUCCCCCGAUGAGUACGACUCCACGGACGUCGAAGGCUCCGGCUCAGACUCGGACUCUUCCUGAUGCAGAAAAAAAAAAAACACUCUUCUCUGGCACAUUUGUGUGUUUUAUGUCAAAGCGGGAAAAACAAAGUACCUUCUUACUGUCUGAGGACAUGAAUGUGAUAAUAAGAGACUGCAGGUUUUCUACUUGAAAAUGUAGGAACAUUAGUCACGUCUCUAAACUGCCUCUGUGGGUCAAAGUAUCAUCCUUUGUGUGUUUUUCACACAGCGGCACUUCCGUAAAUCAGAAUAUCAUAAAAAUAUAUACGUAUAUAUUUCUAACAAAGAAAUGGCGGCAAGCUAAAAGGUAUUUGUGUGUCCUUUUAAACUGAUUUCUGCAUUGAUUCUGUGUAGAAUGGAUGCAGAGGUGUUGAGGAACCCAAACUGUUUCAAUCAUGGCCUUCAGUGGGAGUGGCUUUUACCACAUAUCUUUCUUCCACUAAAUUUUCCAUGAAUCUGCUUUACCGCAGCUCUGUGCUGAACUUCUAUUGCUUCCUCUGCCUGUGGAGAAGAAGCAAUAGACUGUCAGCUAGGAAAAUGUUAAGUCAGAACUUCACCUUGAUUUUUUUUUAGGCCACAAUAUUUCCAUAGAAAAAAACGUUCUUUUUUUGGGGUCUUUUGUAAAAUUUUAAUUUUCCAGUAAGCUAAAUUUGUUAUUUUUUUAAUUAGUUGUGAGCAGUAAUUAUCAAAAGAAUAUAACGGGUAUGUCCAGAGAAAUUAGUCGGUUGGUAAAUCCUGCCAAUUUUUUAAAUUAUGGAGAUCAGCAGAUACUUACGUGUGAAGCAGGUCAUAAAAAUCAGCCGCUGUCUCGUUUGACCUCUGCCAGGAUAUUUAGCAACUUUUCAGGAAAAAAUACAAAAUAAAAAAACAAAUCAGUUUUGGCCAAAAUCAGGCCAAGCUUUCUAAAGAUUGGUUGAAACCAAUCACUCUGUAUGUAAGGACAUCUGAGUUUCCUGUUUGAAUUUAAAUUAUAAAGCAUAAAAAAAAUGUUGGUGAUUUUAUAAUUUAUUGAGCUGGACCUGUUAAGCAUUUAUAACUUAACAAUGUUUCAUAACGUGGCAAUGGAGAAAUUAGAACAUGAAUUCAGGGAAAUUCUUUCUUUUGUCUUAACUCAAAUACGUAUAAAGAAGUUUUGAAGGCCUC
Molecule: messenger RNA, 5692 nt
Organism: Poeciliopsis prolifica (blackstripe livebearer)
Lineage: Eukaryota; Metazoa; Chordata; Actinopteri; Cyprinodontiformes; Poeciliidae
Gene: mst1rb
Product: macrophage stimulating 1 receptor b
Exons: 21
Coding region: 447-4571 (1374 amino acids)
Biological process (GO): phagocytosis; positive regulation of kinase activity; cell surface receptor protein tyrosine kinase signaling pathway
Cellular component (GO): membrane; signaling receptor complex
Molecular function (GO): protein binding; ATP binding; transmembrane receptor protein tyrosine kinase activity
Source: RefSeq, a predicted model, not a curated record